CUCAGCUGCUUUCAUUUGCCCUGUGUGCAGUGUGCAGUGUGGACAGGGCUAGGCUGAGCUGGGCUGUGUUGAAGACAUAUAGUGGAUCUGUAUAGUGAAUUUGUGAGAACUACAGAAGGAGUGUCUCAGUAAAGACUCUGUUUCCCAAACUAAUUGGAUUAGGAACUGGAACAUACUGGACCAGUUUUUCUACACUAACUUAAGACAGAGCUCUAAGCGAGGGGAGGCUCGAAGAGAGAAAAUAGAAAACCAUACAGAAAGUCAACACUGGAGAACUGCUGGAGCAGAGACCACGUCAAGGCUGAUCUCUAGCCCAGGUCCCCUCACUGACCCUGGGAUCGGAAUGGUGGGACUCCUCCUGCCUCUGACCUCCAACACUGGGGUGAUGUUCUGUGUCUCUGGAACCCCUGACCCCUAACCCCUGAACCUAGGACAGAUUCUGGUAAGGCUUUGCGAAUUACUGUCUUCUGGAGGACUGGUGCUUCAGGGACCUGUCUGGCCUCUUUCUCCCUUGGAUCAUGGCCUCUCUCUGGGGCACGGUGGUGCUGCUGUGUGGGGUGGUGGCUCUCUCUGGAGCCCAGCAGAAAAAGAGCAAUGUUCCCCGGCUAAAACUCUCUUACAAAGAGAUGUUGGAGUCUAAUAACUUGGUGACGUUUGAGGGCCAGGUGAAUAGCUCUGCCUACCACACGUUCCUAUUGGACGAGGAGAAGGGUCGUCUGGUGGUGGGAGCCAAGGACCACAUAUUCUCCUUCAACCUAGUCAACAUCAGCAGAGAUAUGGCACAGAUCCCGUGGCCUGCCUCCACCUCCAGAAGAGACGAGUGUAAAUGGGCAGGAAAGGACCUAAUGAGUGAAUGCUCUAAUUUCAUCAAGGUGUUACAGCCAUUUAACCAGACCCAUCUGUAUGUAUGUGGAACCGGAGCCUUCCACCCUGUCUGUGCCUACCUGGAGGUGGGGAAGAAACUAGAGGACAGUGUGUUCAGGCUGGAGCCCCAGAUAGAGAACGGCCGAGGGAAGAGCCCUUAUGACCCCAAGCUGCUCACAGCAUCCAUGCUCAUUGAUGGUGAACUAUAUUCUGGGACGUCAGCUGACUUCAUGGGGAGAGACUUUGCCAUUUUCCGUACGCUGGGACAGCAUCACCCAAUCAGAACAGAGCAACACGACUCUCGCUGGCUGAACGACCCCAGGUUUGUGAAUGUCCAUCUGAUCCCAGAGAGUGACAACCAAGAGGAUGACAAGAUCUACCUGUUCUUCAGAGAGAACGCUAUGGAUGGGGAACACGCAGGGAAGGCUACUCAAGCACGCAUCGGACAGCUCUGCAAGAAUGACUUUGGAGGCCACAGGAGUCUAGUGAACAAGUGGACCACGUUCCUGAAGGCCAGACUGGUCUGUUCUGUACCUGGACUCAACGGCAUAGACACUCACUUUGACGAACUGCAGGAUGUGUUUCUGAUGAGCUCUAAGGAUCCCAAAAAUCCCCUUAUCUAUGCAGUGUUCACUACAUCCAGCAACAUCUUCAAGGGUUCAGCAGUGUGUCUGUACAGCAUGGCAGACAUCAGAAGGGUGUUUCUAGGUCCCUAUGCCCACAGAGACGGCCCUAACUACCAGUGGGUUCCCUUCCAGGGACGGGUACCAUACCCACGGCCCGGAACGUGCCCCAGCAAGACGUUUGGUGGAUUUGAUUCGACAAAGGACUUGCCUGAUGAUGUCAUAACAUUUGCCAGAGGUCACCCGGCGAUGUUUAACCCCGUCUACCCCAUCAACAACCGACCAAUCAUAGUCAAGACGGACACAGACUACCAGUUCACACAGAUAGUGGUGGACAGAGUGGAGGCUGAGGACGGACAGUACGACGUCAUGUUCAUAGGCACAGAUAUGGGGACAGUGCUGAAGGUGGUGUCCAUCCCCAGAGGGUCCUGGCAUGACCUGGAGGAGAUUCUACUGGAGGAGAUGACUGUGUUCAGGGAACAAGCUGCUAUUACAGUGAUGAAACUCUCUACAAAGCAGCAACAGUUGUACCUCGGCUCAGAGCUGGGUGUAUCCCAGAUGCCUUUGCAUCGCUGUGAGGUGUACGGGAAGGCCUGUGCUGAGUGCUGUCUAGCUAGAGACCCUUACUGUGCCUGGGAUGGGACCGAGUGCUCACGAUACUUUCCCAUGGCCAAGAGGAGGACAAGGAGACAGGACAUCAGGAACGGAGACCCUUUAACCCAGUGUUCAGAUCUGCAGCAUCAAGAUAACCUGAAUGGGCAGCCCACGGUGUUGGAUAAGACAGUGUAUGGAGUGGAAAACAGCAGUACGUUCCUAGAGUGUAGCGCCAAGUCCCAGAGAGCACUCACCUACUGGCAGUACCAACAAGCCAACGACGACCGAAGACGAGAUAUCAAAACAGAGGAUCGUUUUGUAUGUACGGAGCAGGGCUUGCUGAUCCGCACGUUGGACAAGAAGGAUUCUGGGGUGUAUGUGUGCCAGGCAGUAGAACACGGCUUCAUGCAGACGCUCCUAAAGGUCACCCUGGAGGUCAUCGACACUGAACGUCUCGACGAUCUCAUUCAUCGUGAUGACGAAGACGCCGCACACACCGCUACCACACACACCACCGCCCGGGACACGUCCACAGCCCGGGAAUCGCCCAAUCAGAAGCUUUGGUACCGUGACUUCCUGUCGUUAGUGAACCACCCAACCCUGAAUAGCGUGGAUGAGUUCUGUGAGCAGGUGUGGAAGAGGGAGAGGAAGCAGAGGAGGCAGAAAGCAAACCUAUCCCAACAGGUCCAGUUACACCAGCUACACCAGCAGCAGGGCCUCGUACACGCUCACACCCACGUGCACGCCCACGGCCUGGCGGCCAAAUGGAAACACCUGCAGGAGAGGCAGAAGGGCCGCAACCGCCGGACCCACGAACUGGAGAGAGCCCCCCGCAGCGUCUGAUCUCUCACCCACUGAAUCCCAUGACCCUCCAACCCCCAACCCACAUACCCUUUCCUCGUUCACGAACACCCUCCGAACCUCCUCCCCUGCCUCCUCUGCCCCAUACAGAGAUAAAGACUCAUUCCACACUGACUUUGUACAGAGAAUCUCAACUGGAAACAAAGGCAAUAUCCCGCCCUGGUCGAUGUGUAGGCUGCGUGGGCACCCAUGUUUACAGUGGCCCGGCACAGAGACACAGGAUGAUACAGUACUAUUAUAUUCUAUUAUCUCAGCUGGCCUCUGUGGCCCCAGCACCAUGGAGGGACAGUGUCAACAUGAGGACUGGACUUCAUGUAAUUACAUGCUCUCUCUACUAUUGAAUAACCUAAUGAAAACAUGGCUCUGUCUCCGCAGUAGCACGGCUUUGUAUAGCUCAUCGUUGUUGUCCACCCAGAUUUAGUGGGUAUCUUCUAUUAACAGCCACUAUCUUAUAACAAGGGAUGACAGUGUUUGACAUACAUGAUUGAGCAGGGAUGUACCUUAUGUGUAUAUCACAAGGACAAUUAUAAUAUACAGGUCAUGUAAAGCACAACGGUUUGAUGUUGAGAAGAUUCUAUGAGAAAUGAAGAGUUCUGAGGAGAGAGGAGGAUGCCCGAGCACUGCAAGAAAAUCAAUUCAUGGCUACUGAAAAUUCAGUAGCCAUGGAUUUAUAACUAAAGAUGUUAUUCUAACUUAAAUCAGACAUGUAAAUAUGCUUUGAUACAUUCUUGUACUAAAGGGAAUGGUUUGCGGGUUUCUUGUUACAUGAUGCUGUUUCACCAUAAACAAUUGAAUUUAGCAGAUUAUGAAAGUGAUUGUGUUCAGUGUAUAUAUAAUCUCUCCCUUCCAAGACACAAAUGUUUUCAUGUUUUGUUUUCAUGUUUAUCUUUUUGAUUUGUUCAGAGCCCUGUAUAAAAUAUGUUACACAGUUGAAGUUGACUUCAUAUGAAAUAUUUUCUUCAGUUUAUGUUUCAGUCAAACCACUGCAUCCCAGCGUAACUAUUCAAUCUGUGUCGCUGAAGCGUUAAAGUUUGCGUGAUAGAAAUGUAAGGUCAUUCCUGAUUGAGAUGACAUAUGCAGCGUUUACCGUGAAUGCAGUCUCCGCCAACGUGGGAACAUUGCCUUUGAAUUUCAAUCACGCUGUAACACUGAACGUCCUCGAUUCGGAUAGAAUAGAACACGAAAACUUUGACGUCUCUGCAUCGACUCUGUCACAUGUUGUUCAAAUGAAUAAAUUACUCAAUUUGCA
This is a messenger RNA of Oncorhynchus tshawytscha (Chinook salmon), 4191 nucleotides long. RefSeq names its product semaphorin-3ab. The transcript has 18 exons. Gene Ontology annotation, molecular function: chemorepellent activity; semaphorin receptor binding; neuropilin binding. Lineage: Eukaryota; Metazoa; Chordata; Actinopteri; Salmoniformes; Salmonidae. Bases 519 to 2924 code for a protein of 801 amino acids. The record is from RefSeq and is a predicted model, not a curated record. Gene Ontology annotation, biological process: neural crest cell migration; motor neuron axon guidance; negative chemotaxis.